Molecule: messenger RNA, 616 nt
Organism: Prorocentrum cordatum
Lineage: Eukaryota; Dinophyceae; Prorocentrales; Prorocentraceae
Source: the annotation of a GenBank genome assembly
GCUCGCGCUGCCUGUUCAUGAACCAGUGCGUGAUGCCGCCGACCGUGAACCUGUCCGUGAUGAAGCCGAUCGUGUAUACCUGGUCGUGAGCCUGUUCGUGAGCCUGCUCGUGACCACGGCGCUCAUGUUCAGCCUAGCGAUCGCGUGGCGCCCGGGGAUCCUCGCGUCGAGCCUCACGGUGUUCGUAACUGUGAACCUGGUGAGGCUAGUCCUCAGCAUACCGGCGGCCUUCACCGUGGGGCCGUUCGCGAAGCUGUUCGCGGUGCCGUCGCCCGUGCCCCUCCUGUUCGGGAGGACGCCGUUCGUGUACCUGGCUGUGGGCAUGGUCGAGGGCAGUCUCGAGAGCACGUGCACAGAGAGGUUGUUCGAGAUGACGGCGUUCCUGUAUCUGGUCCUGCAUCUGGUAUUGCGCUCGGUCGUGAGGCAGCCGUUCGUGCACCUGCUCGCGAUUCAGGGGCUGUUCAGGUACCUGUCGACGAUUCGGAUCAUGGUGCCGAGGCUGGUGAUCUACGUGGUGGACUUCCUGUUCGGGAUGAGGCUGUUCGUGCACCUGCUCGGGAGGUUGCCGUUCGAGAACCUGUUCGUGAUGACGCCUUUCAGGUACCUGGUCGUCUGA